AUGACCCUGUCUCUACAACCGCCAUCGGCCAAAAGGCGAAAGCCCAAUGGUCCUACGCUUUCUAACAUGGCGCACAAUUUCAAGGCUGGAAAUAUCAUCAGACUACGAGUCUGGAACUUCACCACAUACAACUAUGGAGUCUUUAAUCUAUCACCAUCUUUGAAUAUGAUCAUAGGACCCAAUGGCUCGGGAAAGUCAACGUUUGUUGCAGCGGUUUGUUUGGGUUUGGGAGGAAAGUUGGAAUUGAUCCGCCGGAAAUCGCUUGAUUCAAUGAUCAAGUCUGGAGAGAAGGAAAGCAGAAUCGAAAUCACUUUAUCAGCUGGCCCGGAUAAGCAGCCCGUCGUCAUCGAACGAACUCUCACGCUUAAACUGACAAAGUCCAAAUGGGAGAUCGACGGUGUUUCUUCGGAGUUGGCCCUGGUAUCUAGACUUGUGAAGAGCUUAAACAUCCAACUAGACAAUUUGUGUCAUUUCUUGCCACAAGAACGUGUUGCAGAAUUUGCAUCACUCUCGCCAGAGAAGCUUCUUCUCGAGAUGGAGCGUACAAUCGGUGAUAACACCCUAAUACAGAAACACGAGCUCCUUAUAGAUUUAGACAAGUCUCUAGUCGAGGUCACUGAAAAACUUGAUUCGGCUGAAGAGUACAUUAAUGGCUUGAAAGACGACGUUGACAAAUAUGCUCGUGAGGCAGAAAGAUUCAGAGAGUAUGAAGUCAAGUCCCGAGAGAUUGGCCUCCACAAAAAACUUCUUCCCUAUGCAAAGCUUCAGGACUUGAGGAAUCUGAUGGCUAAUUUGAAACUAGUACGUGACAACGCAAAGAACACUCUACUAGAGUUCAACCACAAUGUCAAACCGCUCGCCUCUCUUGCUCGUGAUGCAGUUGAAUGCACUAAGGCUUUGGAUGAGCAAUUGUCAGAAUUGAACCACCAAGUUUUUUUGAUGACGCAGAAAACUUCCACCUCUACAUCCCAGCUUUCUGAGAUCAAAACUCAGAUUGGCGAGUGCAAGAACACAAUUAAUAAUCUACGGUUUCGCACAGAGAACGAGAAACUUGAAUUGAGUAAUACGCUUGAAGAACGAGAUAAGAUACUACGAGACUUAAAUGGCAUCAAGGUGGUAGAUGAAGAGGAGUUGUCGUCCUUGGAGCUUCAGCGGCUGGAAAAGUACAAUGAAAAAUCAAGCCUUGCAGAGGAAUUGGAUACAGUGAAAUUUCAAUCAAACGCACUCGGCAGGGAAAUCGAAUCUCGGGAAAAUCGCAUGAGAGAGGAGCACAAAAAGCUAACGAGCAAUGAGAGGUUAGAGGUCUUGAGAUCUACAGGAACAAGAUACCGUCGAGAGAUAAUGGAAAUGUCGUACAAGGCGCAUUCUUUGCUUCGAAAAGAGAAACAAAAAUUGGGUCUCCGAUAUUAUGAAGCGCCAGUCAUUUCGUGUCAUGUCACUGAUAGCAGAUACGCUAAGUACUUUGAGAAGAUUGUUGACAACAUGUCUUUGUUUGCCUUGUUUUUUGACAACAACGAAGAUUAUCAGGCAGUGUCUAAGAUCCUUCCUACAGACGCGAAUGUUCCCAUGAGAGUUGUUACCAAAAAAAAUCCAGAGGCAAGAAUUCCAAAGGACUUGCUCGCAAGACUAGGGUUUGAUGGGUGUCUUUCUGAUUUUAUAACGGGGCCAGAAUCAGUAAUCCGCUGUUUGAAACAAAGGUGCUUCAUUCACAUAAUCCCCGUCGCUCUGAAGCCCAUUAGCGAAGAACUGACUCGAGAGUAUCUUGACUUUGUUACACUGUUACCAGGUAUGAAGAACGCUCGAUUUGCAAUCGAGAAUAGCUUGUUUCUGGUAGGUCGUUCGAAACAUGGCUCUCGGCAGAUCUUCUACAACACAGAGAAUAUCGCGGAGGCGCAACUUAUGGCCGCCGAUGGUUUGACUGAGGAGCUAAAAAAAGAGAUUAGCAAGCGCAUUCAAACUUUGCGAGAAAACGUUGUAUCAUUGACAGAACAACGAAAGCAAUUGCUUUCCUCGCAAGAGGGUUUGGCCGCAAGAAUCAAUGUGGCUGAUAGCGAACUCAAAGAUCUCGACAAACUGGUUAGAGCCUUGAAGAAACAGAAAGAGACUAAAUUGAAACUUGAAGAUACUCUCAGCCAUAAAGAGUCUAGAAUUCUGACUCUUCAAAGAAAAACGAACGAGGAUUAUGGCGACCAAAUUUCGCAGGCGGAAGGAAGCCUCAUUCAAAAGUACCUCGAAUCUGCCCGUCUAGUUGCAGAUAUCGCCAAACAGGUCGAAGAACUCUCUCAACACAAAAUAGAGGUGAAAAAAACUGAGCUUCUUCGUCAACAGCUGGAGAACAAGGCAUUGACCUACCAAAGUAUCCGUAAAGAGUUAGACAAAAAAGAAGAAUUGCUUCAGCGGCAGUAUCUUGAAGCAAAAAGUAAGUAUGAUGAGCACAAGAAAGGAAGUGCUGCAAAUGAGAUUCGAGAGCAGAAUCUCGUUGGAGAGGAAAGGGAGGCUGUGAGAGAGUUUGCUGAAAAGUAUAAUUCGCAAGGAACACUUACCGAGCAAUUUGUUCUACAAACAAUCGAACGUUUGGAGGACGAAAUAUCUGUUCUUCCUAAUAUUGACCAUGGAACCCUUGCACUUUUGCUGUCCAAGAAAAUCGAUUUGGAGAAUGCCGAAACUCAAUUACCAAUUAUGCAAAGAAAGAAGUCAGAUAUAGAAGCUAGAGUUCAAAAAAUAUGCAUUCCGUGGGCGGAAGAGCUUGCUCAAAUUGUGGAGCAGAUCUCCCGCUCUUUCCAGAAGAGAUUUGUUGCUGUUGCUAGUGAUGGUCAAGUUGAAUUGGUGAAAGCCGAUCGAUUCAAAGACUGGAAGUUAGAGAUUCUUGUGAAAUUCAGGGAGAAUUCGGAACUCAAAGUCUUGGAUCACCAGUCUCAGUCUGGUGGAGAGAGAGCUGUUUCGACAAUUUUCUUUAUCAUGUCAUUGCAGGGACUUACCAACGCGCCAAUCAGAAUUGUGGACGAGAUAAACCAAGGUAUGGAUCCGAAAAAUGAGAAACAGACCCAUAAGUAUUUGGUCAAGACUGCUUGCACCUCUGAUAGCUCUCAGUACUUUUUGGUUACUCCGAAGUUGUUGACGGGGUUGUACUACCACCCAGAUAUGGCUGUGCACUGUAUUUUCACUGGCCCCUUCCUCCAAAGUGAUUCCAGUUCUGGUGGUGAAUAUCUAGACAUGCACAAAAAAUAUUCUGUGGAAGCGUAA
Messenger RNA from Australozyma saopauloensis, 3243 nucleotides. RefSeq names its product DNA repair ATPase (gene SMC5). The coding region runs from base 1 to 3243 and encodes 1080 amino acids. The record is from RefSeq and is a predicted model, not a curated record. Lineage: Eukaryota; Fungi; Ascomycota; Pichiomycetes; Serinales; Metschnikowiaceae. Gene Ontology annotation, molecular function: single-stranded DNA binding; ATP hydrolysis activity; ATP binding. Gene Ontology annotation, cellular component: nucleus; Smc5-Smc6 complex. The transcript has a single exon. Gene Ontology annotation, biological process: double-strand break repair via homologous recombination.